Pleuronectes platessa (European plaice) is the source of this 1272-nucleotide messenger RNA. RefSeq names its product wingless-type MMTV integration site family, member 3A (gene wnt3a). Gene Ontology annotation, cellular component: extracellular region. Gene Ontology annotation, molecular function: cytokine activity; frizzled binding. The record is from RefSeq and is a predicted model, not a curated record. Lineage: Eukaryota; Metazoa; Chordata; Actinopteri; Pleuronectiformes; Pleuronectidae. Gene Ontology annotation, biological process: cell fate commitment; canonical Wnt signaling pathway; multicellular organism development.
AUGGUGACCUUCUGUUUGCUCAGAGUGAAAAGCAGACUGGAUGUACAGCAGAGACAAGAGCGAUACCAGGCUUUUUUUAAUUUUCUUUUUCUUUUGGUUUGUACUUGUUCUUCUUUUUCGUUUUGCUCGCUCCUCACUUCGAACCCCACCGUGCGCGCCUCUAUGAGCGCGCAUGAAGGCAUUCUGCUGGAGAGGUUUUGCGAAACUUUAAGGAUGAUAUACCCGGGAUGUUUCCUGCUGCUCUGUGGGCUCUCGCAUGUCAUGGCAAGCUAUCCCAUCUGGUGGUCACUAGCAAUGGGCCACCAGUACUCAUCGCUGGGCACCCAACCAAUUCUGUGUGGCAGCAUCCCUGGUCUGGUGCCCAAGCAGCUGCGGUUCUGCCGGAACUAUGUGGAGAUAAUGCCCAGUGUGGCCGAGGGGGUGAAGAUUGGCAUCCAGGAGUGCCAGCACCAGUUCCGAGGCCGACGCUGGAACUGCACCACAGUCACUGACAAUCUGGCCAUCUUUGGGCCAGUGUUAGAUAAAGCCACUCGAGAGUCCUCAUUCGUUCACGCCAUCGCCUCAGCGGGAGUGGCAUUUGCAGUGACCCGUGCCUGCGCCGAUGGUACAGCCACCAUCUGCGGGUGUGACUCGCGCCACAAGGGCCCCCCCGGUGAGGGGUGGAAGUGGGGCGGCUGCAGCGAGGACGUGGAGUUUGGAAGCAUGGUUUCCCGAGAGUUUGCUGAUGCGAGAGAGAAUCGCCCGGACGCACGUUCAGCCAUGAACCGCCACAACAAUGAGGCAGGAAGAAUGUCCCUCAAUGACAACAUGUUCCUGAAAUGUAAGUGCCAUGGUCUUUCGGGUAGCUGUGAGGUCAAGACUUGCUGGUGGUCUCAGCCGGACUUCCGAGUUAUUGGCGACUACAUGAAGGAUAAGUACGACAGCGCAUCCGAGAUGGUCGUUGAGAAACACAAGGAGUCCCGCGGAUGGGUGGAGACCCUGAGACCCAAGUACAACUACUUCAAGCCCCCCACAGAGCGUGACCUGGUUUAUUAUGAGAGCUCACCCAAUUUCUGUGACCCUAAUCCCGAGACCGGCUCCUUUGGCACCCGCGAUCGCGUCUGCAACCUGACGUCCCACGGUAUAGACGGUUGCGACCUUCUGUGCUGUGGGAGAGGCCACAACACCCGGACUGAGAAGCGAAAGGAGAAGUGCAACUGUAUUUUUCACUGGUGCUGCUACGUCAGCUGUCAGGAGUGCGUGAAAGUCUACGACGUGCACACCUGCAAAUAG